CUCGCGCCAACGACCGCACAAGCGACCACGACCACGACGCCGCUGCUGCUGCUGCUGCCGCCGCUGCUGCUGAGCACCUUCGCAACGACCGCUCCGGCGACGUCCAGGGAAGAGCAAAAGCAUCGGCGGCGAACGACGCCGUUGGGGUGUGGGACUUAAGCGAAUUUAGAUUUUUUUUUGUUCCACUCCUCCUGCUGCUCAUCUCUUUAUCAGCGAAUAAAGAAGUCGUUAACAUUGUCACGUCGAAAUAAGUUGUUGAUUUUUUUUAAAACGAAAAAAAAACUAUUUAGCAAAAACAACCCAGAGAGAGAAGUGUUUCGCCAAGAGAAGACGCCGCCUGGAAGUGGAGGUGUGCUGGCUUGUUGGAUACGCGAGACGAGGACCAGCCGAGCUGCUUAGCGCUUUGCCAGCCGUGGGCAAGUCGAGCGUAGCGGCACGCGUGCCCAGUCGACGAGCGACCAUGCGUCCAGCACCGCCGCCGGUGCUCGCGCUGGCGCUGGUGCUGGCCUCCGCGUGCGGCGGCGUCCUCGCGCAGUCUCCCCCGCAGCCGGCCGUGCCACGCAUUCAACUCAACUUCCGAGAGCUGCAAGCCUCGGGCACACUCCAGAACUUCUCGCUUCUGAGCAGAAACAACGACUUCCGCAUCCUCCUGCUGGACGAGGACCAGGACCGCUUCUACGUGGGAGCCAAGGACCACGUCGUGUCCCUGGACAUGAACAACAUUGAGCGCGAGCCACUCACGGCCUACUGGCCCGCUGGGAGAGACAGCAAGGAAGAGUGCAAGCUGGCGGGCAAAGACGCAGAGGGCGAGUGCGGGAACUUUGUGCGCGUGAUCCAGCCCUACAACCGCACGCACCUGUACGUGUGCGGCACAGGCGCCUACCACCCCAUCUGCACCUACGCCAACGUCGGGCGCCGGGCAGAGGUAUUGCUGCCGCCUGGGGACCGCACGCUGCUGCUGAGCCACGGGAAACCAGAGUCGGGCAAGGGCAAGUGCUCCUAUAGCCCCAAACUGGAGAGCGUCUCACUCAUGAUCAAUGAGGAGCUCUGCUCAGGGGUGUACCUGGACUUCAUGGGGACGGACGCCACGCUGUUCCGUACGCUCGGCAAGCCGCACUCCCUGCGCACCGAUCAGUACAACUCGCGCUGGCUCAACGAGCCCGUCUUCCUGGACAUGCACAUGAUCCCGGACAGCGGCGACCGCAACGACGACAAGCUCUACUUCUUCUUCCGAGAGAAGGCCACGGAAUCUGGCAACCAGAAGUCUGUCUACGCGCGCAUCGGCCGCGUCUGCAUUAAUGACAUGGGCGGCCAGCGGAGUCUGGUGAACAAGUGGAGCACCUUCCUGAAGGCCCGGCUCGUGUGCUCCGUGACGGGCGCCGACGGCAUCGAGACUCACUUCGACGAGCUGCAGGACAUAUUUGUCUUAAAGACGGAAGAAGUGAGAAACCCUUUGAUCUACGGAGUGUUUAGCACCACCGGGUCGGUGUUCCGGGGCUCGGCCGUGUGCGUGUACAACAUGGCAGACAUCCGCAUGGUGUUCAAUGGGCCCUUUGCCCACAAGGAAGGACCCAACUACCAGUGGGUCCCGUACCAGGGCAAGAUCCCGUACCCACGGCCCGGCACUUGUCCCGGCGGCACGUUCACGCCCUUCAUGAAGUCCACCAAGGAAUUCCCGGACGACGUCGUGAGCUUCAUCCAGACGCACCCCACCAUGUUCAACCCCGUGCAGUCGAUCCACAAGCAGCCCAUCAUCGUGCGCACAAACAUCCCCUACAAGUUCACGCGCAUCGCCGUCGACCAGGUGGACGCGGCCGACGGGCGCUACGACAUCGUCUUCCUCGGCACGGAUCUUGGAACGGUGCAGAAGCUGAUCGUCCUUCCCAAAGACGACGCCGAGAGCAAGGAGGAGAUCGUGCUGGAGGAGCUCCAGGUGUUCCAGGAUCCAGUGCCGAUCUUAUCAAUGAAGAUCUCAUCCAAAAGACAACAGCUGUACGUGAGCUCGGCCGUGGGCGUGACGCAGCUGCCGCUGCACCGCUGCGGCGUGUACGGCAAGGCGUGCGCCGACUGCUGUCUGGCGAGGGACCCCUACUGCGCCUGGGACGGCAAGCAGUGCUCCAAGUACUUCCCCACCGCCAAGAGACGCAGCCGCAGGCAGGACAUCCGGCACGGGAAUCCCGUCACACAGUGCCGUGGCUUCAAUGGGAACCUGUACAAGCGGCUGCCGGAAGUGGUCCAGUUCGCCGUGGAGGGCAGCAGCACCUUCAUGGAGUGCGGCGCUCGCUCUCCUCAAGCCGCCGUCAAGUGGCUGGUGCAGCGCCUCGACAGCGAUCGCCGCAAGGAGGUGAAGCCAAACGAGCGGUUGGCUCGAACCGAACACGGCCUGCUGAUCCGAGCGGUGCAGCGCUCCGACGCGGGCAUGUACCACUGCCUGGCCACGGAGAACGGCUUCCGUCACACCCUGGGCCGCUACACCGUGCGCGUGCUGGACAGCGGCCUGGUCGGCGGGCUGCUCACGGGGGCCGCCGUUGGCACCGACCCCAGCGGCACCCCCCUGAGUCAGCAGAGCCCCGCGCAGAAGCAGGCCUACAAGGAGCUGAUGGAGCUGCUGGGCCAGUCACGAUCGAGCCAGUCCGGAUACCAGUGCCCCGGCACGCACCAGCCCACGCCGCAGGCCAAGCAGCAGCAGCAGCCGGCGGCGGCGCCGCCACCGCCGGCGCCGUUAGCGCAGCGGCAGCCGCAAGCGCAGCCGCAAGCGCAGCCGCAAGCGCAGCCGCAGAGCCACAAGCCGAAGGCGGCACCCAACCCGACUGCCACCAAGCACAAGCCGGCGUCCAAGGAAGAGUUGAAGCUGCGGAACCGACGCAACCCACAUGCAGUUGCUGCAGGCUAGAGGGGAUCCCGCGGGACCCCUCGUGUGUAACGCUUCUUCACUUUUUGUUGCCAAAUGUUCUCGUUUUUGUUGCUCGUUCAUUACAGACUCCCCUACAACAACAACAUCAAAAGAGGUUGGUUUUGGUUUUCUGGGUAGAAGCGCUGCGGCCUGGCUGUCGUGGCCCGCACGUCUCGGCAGUUUCCCCGAGACUCGAGAUGCUAACUUUACAGACGUCACGUGCACCCCACUGCGGCGGACGACAGUCCUCUGCUCCGGUGUCGGUGCGAGCGCCGUUGGAAUUGCGAAGCAUCACGAAGGCGCCACGUUAAGAUUCUCCACUCGCGCUUUUGUUGUAUUUUUUUCAGAGUGCUAGCAAUUAUAGCUGCCUUGCACCAUUAAGCUUACAAGCCUCCCCAUUCACGUACCAUCAGGAAGAGACGGGCUGAGCAUUCGGUGCUGCUCCUGUCUGCGGCCAAAGCAUUACACUUCUACUAAUUCAGUAUUUAAUAGAGGCUGUAUAUAGUGUGAUUUAUUUUUUGUGGGUGUGUUUGUUUCUGUUAUUUUAUAUAUAUAUUCUCACUAGUUCCUGCUGUCAGAAGGUUUGGUUAAUGUGUACAAUAUUGCAGAGAGUAUAGGGCCAAGCUUUUAAGAGUUUUUUUAUAUAUAUAUUUCUAAUUUAAGAGCAUUAUACAAAUGUACUUAUAUUGAUAAGAACCCCCUUCUUAGACAGUAGAGCUCUCUGGAAAGCAUGAAAUAAACCGGAUUUUUGUUUAAAAUAAAACUGUGAAAAACUCAAUCUCGAAAUCACACAACCUUAAUAAAAUUGUUGGCGCUCUAUAGCAGCAGCUGUUCAAAAUCAGAGCCCUCUAUUGUGCAGACAAGAAACCCUUCGAGUAAGAGGGAGUGUGAACUGCAAGGUUCCAUUUGUGGGAUUUGUACAGAGGACGCAAUAUUGCAUGAAGACAAGACGAGCGGGGAGCGUGUGUGAAACGUGCAGUCUUUUUAGCUGAGGAAAUGUGGUUACGAUUCACGAGGGCAGCUCCACGUUUGCUUUCCAAGCGAUCGUGGGAGCCUUGGUGAGACGUUAGCUUUAGACUGGGAUAGUUGGACCAGAUCUAGACAAACUAUAUCUUAUUUUCACAUACGAUGCUUCAUCAACACCAUUCUUAGGGGGGGGGGCGUAUUUCACUCGGUAACCAGACCAUACGCCAGCUCUGUUGCUAAUGUGAAUGGGUUAACAACUUCUUACUGCGUGAUAGACACCCGUUUAGGCGGUGCACAGUUUAAUGAAAUCAAAGGUUGCAAGAAAAAAGGAUAGAAAUGGUCAUGUGUGUAAGACAGUUGUUUGGAAUUGCAGUAACAGUGCAACGGGAACAAGCAGGCUCAGCGUGAUCGUUAAAGAACCAUGUGUUUUGUCAUUUAGAUUCAUAACAUUGUCAUUAGACGUUUUUAUAAAGGAUGAAUAUGUUGCUGUGGGUAAGGAAUAGGGACGAGUUUGUAGUGUGAUCGCUGUGUGAGCUUUCAAUGACGUCCCGGUCAAAUCAUGUUGUCCCACACAUCGGCAGUUGAUCCAUUAUCAAAAAUAACUCUAAAUAUAUCGAACGAAACACAUUUUUACCGACGUGACUACACAAGUUACCGAUGGAUUGUAGAUAACAUGGAAUAAGCUGUUACGAUUGUAUGUGUUUUUUUAUUACGAGUAGCAACAAUAAAGCUGUAAUGUGUCGAAUACAAUUUUGCUAUUAACAUUUUUACACGUGGGAGUACGGGGUUGUGUUAAGUGCAGCAAGUUCUGCUGAUAUUGUCCACGAUUUUUCGACUCAGGUGGCAUGUGGUUACAAAAUAAGCGAGGUCAAUGACGUUGGGUAAGAUGUACGCGUUGAGAGAAGAUCGGCCUAGACUCGGGCCCCUGUCAAGUGCCCUGCCCUGCAGCCUGGAGGAUUCACUAAGGGGGCAGCGUUGGCACCAGCGGUCGGUGCACUGCGCCACCACCCAGCCCGCCUCACUUUAGAUUCCUGGUCACGGCUCAACUUAGCGGCGAGCGAUAUCCGUGCGCCCCCUUCCACCAACCCGCAGCUCGCCGGCGUGGUGAAGUCCCGUCUCACGAACCCCGCCAUUGACACGGCGUGCAGCGAGGCCUUCAGCCAUGAGUGCAAUGACAGGGGGGGGGGGGGCCUGUACGUUGUUGUUAAUCGUUUGUUUUUCUAUCGAUACAAAUGGAGAGGGCUGUAUGAUGGCCGGUGGUGUAUUGCUGUUCCCUAGUAAACAAUAGUGUGCUUCAUUACAGGUGUCUGUAACGAGCGUUCGCAGAUGUCUGCACACGUGUGACGCUUAUUUGUGUAUUUUAGCUCUGCGCAGUACAUUAUCAACUGGAAUUAUGAUGCGGUACCUUUAUACGACAGCUUUUAUCAUUUGAGUUCAUAACAAUUCAAAUAAGCAGCACCAUCAUUCAAGUUAUUGAUAACGGAGCAAUAUAUGAAAUUAAAGUAUAUCACAUUUUCAGUUAAGAAACGUGAAUCAGAUGUUAUAUUUGUGUUGUAUUAUCAAGUAUGUGGAUGAUGUAUCUUUAAUUACUUAAUACUUUCAGCUGACAGUACAUCUUACUCCAAAAACCAUAUUACUGCGUGCUGUUAAAAUAUGUUGAAUUUCCUAAAGCAGGACUACCUAAGAAAGACAAGCUUAUGGCAGAGACACAUUGAUCACUGGAAGCAAUGCCACUUUAAACUGUGCCUGACGUGCAUGCGUAAUUGUCAUCAACCGCAGUGGAUAACGAAGGGAAUGCUCGGAGUAGUUUAUGUGAGGCGCUAUCUCCGAGCCAGUGAGAGGCAUUUCUAGAAGCUCUGCUAACAUGUUUGGAGAUCCUACAGUUUGCCCAAACCCAUAAAAUACAAUACUACAGUAUUUACAGUAGUUACAAAUCCUCUAAAUAUGACUGCAGCCAAUCCAAUCAGUGUGUGAUCAUAAUAUGCUUAGGUCUCUAUGUUCAAUGUCUUGUAUACAUUUAUGAUAAAUAAAAACCACGUUAUUUGAUGCAUCGAAUGUCAUGGAAUUGGCAUCGUUACUCUGAAAAGUUCCAUGUCUCUGGGCCUCAUUCGCUCCAUGAACUACCAGAGCUACCUGCCCACCAACACCUGAGCGUCGCAGCUUUUGGCCCCAAUAUGCUUCCACGUAUUACCUGGUGCCCUUUUUAGUUCUCUCUCUCUCACUUGGCGAGGUCGAGCUCCGUACGGUGUUACGAGGGUGCAGCACAGAUACGCCGCUGCUCGCUGCGCACGAUGCCGCAAAUCAGUUUUGUUUAUGAGAUGUCCCCACUCGGGAUUUUGAAUUCUCCAUUGUGGCAGUUCACCUAGCCAGCGUGCGCACGUGAAUGCAGCUGUUACCGUCUGCGGAGGUCAAGAACGUGUAGAGAGCACCGCCGUGACCGCAGUGCCCGCGCGCUCUCCCUCUGGUUCAAGGGGCUGGUGGGGGGGGGGUGCAAUCCCUUUGUCAAUAUUGGAUUCUCCUUAAACAAACAUCAACGCCGCCGCACUUCGGGAAACUGCAGCGAGUGCACAGAUGCCACUGUAAAGGCGACACGGGUGUGCAGGGUGAUUCAUUAACACAUACCCCGCUCGUAUGUAAUAGGGAGAAAGUAUACGAUUGUAGACUGCGAUUGAGGGCUGGCAUUUUGUGCGAGCAGACACAUCAUCAGUUCCUUUACGAGCUUUGCGCUGUUCACUUUUUUAAUGGGAAUUAGAAACUAAAUUUGCGUGAGAGCCACCGACCCACGAAUCUCCCUCCACCCGUGCUUACCACCCCACCACCACCACCAACACCUUCCUUCGCCGUUUCUGUAAAAAAAAAAACACGGAGCCAUCUCUUUAACAGCAUCCCUUCAACCCGCCUGCCGAGACGAGAGGAAGAGUCGAGGGGAGGAGGAGGGGGGAGGGGCUAUUGAGAAACCAGUGGGGUGUCUGUAAGUGGAUCACGUUGUCCGCAGGCUGGCCCUGCUGUGCCCAUCGCUGGCCCCACAAACCGCGUGGCGUGACUCGGGAUCUUCCCGCAGAUGGCCCCUGACUGGCUCGCUCCCUCCCUCGCGACCGCAGCGUUGUCGACGGUGUGCGGAGAGCAACGCGUUGCUGUACAUUUCACUGUUCUUGCGCGCGCUGUCGAUUUUUUUGUUCUGGGUUGUGUUUUAUUUUUAAAAGGCUUGUGUAUAAAUAGUUUGUGGAGUCUGAACAGGACUUUGGGCGCGCGUGUGUGCGUGUGACAGGCGCGUGUGUGUGUGUGUGACACACGCGUGUGUAAAUCGCCCCGAAUGCUACUUUUUUUGGAGCCAGAAGUUUGUAAACACCACGUAUCUAACUCAUGUAAUCGCGGUAUUUGCAUUUAUCAAAGUGUUUCGAAAGGGCAGGCAUCGUAAGCGCACCGUGUAUAGGUUCCGUGCUACAGCUGCGUGUGUGUAUAUAUUGUAAGUGACAUUUGCGAAGAGCUCGUGGGUGUCUCUGCAGAUGUUUCUCAGAGCAUGCCUGUGCUGCUGGGGAGCAUUCGCACAACGUCGUGCAGCAGCCUCGCCAACGAUGUGAUUGCUUCUCAAGCCUCGGUUUGGGUGCUGUUGAAUAUUUGCAUUGAAAGAAGAGGGUGGCGGCGGAGCUGAGAUGAGCACAAAUUGCGAAGUCAAAAAAGGGACGAUACGAUUUGUUGAAGAGAAGCAAUGGUUGAGGAUUAAGGACACACUUUGAGGCAAACGCAAAACCGACAAUGAUGACAACCGAAAUGAACAUUUGAACCUUACGGCGGUACCACAGGAGCCCGGCUCUCGCACAAUGUCCGUGAUGCGGUCACUUGUAGUCUGCUGAUGGUCGGCGAUGCGGCAAUCGACUCAUCUCGACGAGCUGUGCACGAUGCACGAUUCAAAGUUGAAUUUUUCGAUAACGGAUUUUUUUCAUGCUGAUGUUUGGCGUUUCGACAUCACGGAGUGGCACUGAUUUCGGAUUGAUUGAUACCCCCGUCUUGGAGUUAAGUACGCCCCUGGAAAAAUAGUGUCCCAGAAAUAAACAUUUUAAUUGCAUCGGACAUUUUGUAUUAUUUUGUGCCCCGGGGUUCCGCCAUAAGGAUCAGCUGCUAAAAGUUAUGACAGCGUGAUUCACCGUCGAGGGUGUUUUAAAGUAAAGAGUGCAUUAAUGUUGUUUUAUUAUGUGGUGAGGUAAUAUGUGAGGGGGAAGCCGUUUUAAUUAGUUCACGUAUGCGGUAGUGUCCGUGCAUGGGGAGCGGUAGUGUAGCAGCGCGAUUAUCUGAACCGGUCCUGGGCCUCUCCUAGGUAGACUCAGUUUCAAAUGAGUAGCUGGGUGCGGUGUGUAAACGUCGCCACUGGGGAGACAAAUGCAGUCGGGCGUGGUGCUGGCCACCCACCCCCUCGUGUGCCGUGCCGGCCUUCAUAGGUGCUCGCUACAGCACUUGCCCCAACAAUCUGCUCAGGCUAUACGGGGGAUCUUUGUCACGUAUGCAACAAUGUUCAUUGGAGUGGUGCCAUCAGUGAAGUGCUCACGUUAAUGCAACAUCACGUGACUCCAGAGAAACGUGUUAACCUGGACUAAGAUGAACAUUUGUCCUAAAGCCCUCACUACAUUCCACGUCUCCCCGACGAGAGAUUAGUUUUUUUGUUUCACCUAACGGGUUAUCGUCAUCUUCUCGCGCUAAAAGUAUAAAACAAAUUUCGCCGUGCAUUUUCGUUCGCGUUAAAAGUUUCAACGUCUAUCAACGAAAUUGGGGAUCGGCCUGUGCAGCUAAAAUAAUUCAAUCACCACUUUCAUUUGGCCAAUUUCAAGUGGUGCACGGUCUGUUCCACAAAUUGUCACCUAGCCUAACUCAAAAAUAAAAGUACGAUUUGGGCUUCCUGGAAGGUGUCCGUUCCUUUUUUAGACAAUUACCUGCACAGUCAUUGCAGGUCACCCAGUCUGCACAGUGAGGGGCUACCCAACACUGGUGCAGGCGCCCACAGGCCCUGAGCAAACGACCACUGCUCCCUUCACGUUGUCAUCAUUGCAUCGUUAAUUACCAACGUAGCAGAUCGAGCAUUGUGGGGGUGGGGGGGGGGGUCCCCCACAGCUCUAAUUUUCCUCCUAUUUAGAAUGUCUCACAGUGGUAACUCACCCUUUUUGGCUGCAUAGGCGCCGUAGGUAAUCACGUGUGUCAGCAGCAGUGUCCGUUAUACAUUCACGCUCCCGUUCACCGUGCCGCACGUGUCGGUCGAGUUGGGGGAAUGGUGUAGAAUCCAUGCGCAUAACCCGCUGACCUUUGGCACCUCAGGCAAAGGUCACGGUGCCGAGUGGUGCCCGCCAACUUGGGUGUUUGUCGCCGCCGGUACACGCGUGCGUGUGCACCCACACUGCGCUCCUGAGUAUACCCAAGCAUGUACACGGACACACCGUACGGGAUACAUACCCGUCUGAGUAGAUGCGGUAUGAUGCGCUCACGCUCGCACGUUCGGUACGCGAUGUUGCGUCUCCGCUUCGCGAGAAUGGACUGCGGUGUAUUCUGAAUGGGGUACACAGCGUGGCGUAUUCCAAGCUCCGAGUGCACGACCUUACCGACUUGCUACUUGGAUUUCCCCGCUCCCUCCUCCUCCUCCUCCCCGCUCUCUCUUCGCCCCCUUUGAGUGCGUUUUUUGGAUUGGAGUUUUCCAUGGAUCGAUUUUUGAAUGAAAUCAAUCCAUAAAAUCAAUACAGCAGAACUCCUCUUAUCCACGACCCUGUCAUUCAUGGAAGCUGUGGGACCUGUGAAAACAUAUUAUCUGCUCUCCAACUCUUACAAUUACCCACGAUUACGUGCUGAUUUUACCAACCUGUACUGUGGAACGGCUUCCUAUUAUCAUAAUUAUCCGUGCAUUUUUCUCAGAUCAGGCGGUUUUUAUUUUGUCCUUUCUCGCCCCAAAUGUGUGUUUCUUUCGGACAAACGAAGUUCGUGAAAGACAUCGCGGAUCAUAGGAUCCGCGAUGCCCGCCCCCUACAUCGGCGCCGAUAAAGAGUUGUGCUUCUCGCGACUUCAACACUCGACACAAUGCUCAAAUAAUGCCCAGCGCCGGCGCAGUGUAUGUGUACAGAUGUUAACACGCAUGUGAAAUAUGUGAGUGCGCGCGUGUGUUGUUGAAGUGCAUUCAACUGUUUAUGGACAAACAAACAAAAAAAGUAUGAUUGAGCUUAAACAUAAACACGGGACAUAGCCACUGGAGGCGAUGCGGGCUCCAGCUCGUUUUGCCUGGGCUCCGGCCGAGUUUGACAGCACAUGGGCUCAUGUUUCCAUAGCACAUGUCUCACCGAUACACGUUUCUGCAUUGCGUAGCUGUAACGAGCGGCUGAGCGCAAGUCAGUAGAGCCUUGGGCGCGUGCGCCUGCAAGGCAGCGUGACUGGAUAGCUGCUUGAACACGUAAGUGGGCUUUUCGCGACAGAUAUUAUCCAUGGGUUUAGGGGUUUAGGGGUUUUGGGGGGUCAGGUCGCGUCAGUGGAUCGGUGGUGUUUGCGCGCUGAGAGCAACAGCGCCUUUGGUGGACGGAGGAUGGACGACGUUGCCGCUCGACCGAGAUGAGAAGAGCAUGGGAACAGCGGGAAACGGGGAGAGAUACCCCCACGCUGACAGAAAGAUGUCAUUGAAUGGGCGUCACUUGCUUGCCUCCCCUUGAAAUGAACCACACCAACAUUCGCAUAUUUCAUAGUUUAGCCGAAUCGUUUUAUACGUUUGUUUUUUGUAACGGGGUGUAACCGUGCGUUUUCGUGUUUAUUUCAAAAGUGAUGUCCGUGUUGGGAAAACAAUGUAUGUAUAUUCAAAGGGUGCUUUUAAACAGCAACAAAAACAUCACCACUUCUUAUUCUGUAGUGUUGCAUCAAAUCAUCAUCAUUAUUAUUAUUAUAUCUAAAAGUAGACAUUCCCCGAGGACUGAGAUUGUUCGACGUUUUCAGAUCAUAACGCAAUGAAAGUGGUAACGUCUUUGAGCUGUGAUUCUGCAAUCUGACAACUGCUGUUGGUCACACUAUUAUCGCAUUUCAUGUCAAACGCAUCUGCUUUCCUAUGUUGUGGAAACAAAAGUGAUGAUGAGCAUUCAAAAGUACCACUCCUCGUGUAUGUAUUAGCACUGUUUAACACGUGGCAGGCUUUUGCGACCAAUAUCAUCCAUAAUAGAGGUUGUUUUAGGUUAGAUCGCAUGAAUGUAAAUGUGUCGUUAAACCCGCCACCACCCGACACAGCCAGUUGAUCACGUGAAUAGAACAAGCCAAUGCUUUACUAGUACAGCACACCACCAGCCAGCGGUGUAUUGGAGAGUAAACCCACAAUUGAAAAUGUUAGGUGGUGGCGGGUUUAACGACACAUUUAUAUUUACGCGAUCUAACCCAAAACAUCUAUUGUGGAUGUAUUAGCACUGUUGUUGUUGUUAUUAUUGUAGUCUCUCCCCUUAAAGUAGACCCAUAAGAGUGGACAUUAGUAAGUACUACGGGGUAUAUGAGUUGUUCUCACUUUUACCGUGUUUCGCGUUUGCUUCAAUGUAUUGUUACUUGCUGUAUUGUAGCAAAUGUGUAUUCCCCCUUUGCUUUGUAAUGGACAAGAGAAGGCACAAUUAAAAUAUAUGUU
Lethenteron reissneri (Far Eastern brook lamprey) is the source of this 11477-nucleotide messenger RNA. Its product is annotated as semaphorin-3F-like. NCBI's taxonomy places the organism in Eukaryota, Metazoa, Chordata, Hyperoartia, Petromyzontiformes, Petromyzontidae. Gene Ontology annotation, molecular function: semaphorin receptor binding; chemorepellent activity. The record is from RefSeq and is a predicted model, not a curated record. Gene Ontology annotation, cellular component: plasma membrane. Gene Ontology annotation, biological process: semaphorin-plexin signaling pathway; positive regulation of cell migration; negative chemotaxis.